AUUGCUAGUGAUCCCUGACUUUUGAAAUUAAUCGUUCAUAAGUUAAUCGAAUACUUUUCAGCAGUUUGUUAUUCGAUACGAUUAAUCACCCCAAUUAAUCGAUUAAUCGUACCAUUGAGAAAAAUAAUUAGUUGGACUAAUACUUGUUAUUCGCUAGAAAUCCAUAUGGAAUCAUUUGCUAGAAAUCCAUCUGAAAUAAACUCGUAAACGAAGCUCAAUUCGCGUUUACGGUAUUGAGUUUCGUUUACGAAUUUAGGGGAGCGUCAAAGAUAAUGAUUGAUUUUCAGGAUAAAACUGCAGCGGCCAUGUUUUUUUUCUCAUAGUUUGGAUCGAUUAAUCGACGUAAAUUGUUCGUUCGCUUUGAUUAUUGCUUGUGCAGUAUUCGUUCGAUUAAUCGAAUGAUUAUCGGGGAUCACUAAACAUUGCUGUUUACUGUUCUCGCCGUAGAAAAAAAACAGUUCUCAGUAGUUCAACAUGCGGCGAAAAGUGAUUUUGAUUCUGUUUUCAAUAGCUUACUUUGUUUGUAAAACGAAUGCGUUUUUGGAUCCUAUUUCGUUAACGACUUUGGCGGCAGGAGCCAUUGGUUGGAUGAAGUAUGAUUUCUUGAAACAAAACACUUACUGUCGAUGGAAUGAAUGUUGCUCCGCUCCGUAUCUGAAAAACAAUAUUCCUGAACUAAAUGUACUGCUCGAAAAAAACUUGUUCGGUCAACACAUAGUACAGCAAACAUUGGUCAAAGCAAUAGGUGCUUACAUACAAAACAUUGAUUCAUCUAGGAAACCAUUAACGAUAAGCUUCCACGGUACCUCUGGAACAGGCAAAAACUACGUUUCGGAUUUUUUGGCAGCGUCUCUAUAUGAAAAAUCAUACAACAGUAAAUAUGUGCAUAAAUUUACAGCAGGCCAGCUGGCUACCGUAACUCAGGGUGAACUUGUCCGUACGAUUAGAAAUGCUAUUGGCGAUUGUCCGAAUUCUUUGUUCAUAUUCGACGAGAUUGAGAAAAUGCCACCUGGAAUAUUUGAUUCCAUAGUUCAUCUGUUGGAUCAUCAUACAACGCAAAGGGGAUUUGACUUCUCAAAGGCUAUAUUUAUUUUUCUUUCGAACAGUGCAGGGGUCGAGAUUUCCAAGAAGCUGAAAACUAUCAUUGAGUCAGGUCGCUGGCGUGACGAGACAACAUUACAUGAUUUUGAGCGUAUAGCAGAACUUGGAGCAUACAAUGUUAUCGGUGGAUUAUAUCGUAGCCGUAUGAUAGAGUCACACGUGAUCGAUCAUUUUGUACCCUUUUUGCCCCUGGAGCUACGCCAUGUUGAAAAAUGUAUCAAGAAAGAAUUCGAUAAAUUCUGCCGCUACAAAGCAACAGAUGAAAAAAUUAGCGAGGUUGUAAGAUCCGCAGUUACUUUUGAUGAGACCGGUAUAUUCACAAGUAAUGGUUGCAAACGGGUGCGUAGGAAGGUGGAGGCGCUUUGCUUUGCAUAGUAUUACUAUAAGCAACUUAAAUAAAAGUUCAUUGGAUUGACAUUUA
Messenger RNA from Toxorhynchites rutilus septentrionalis, 1522 nucleotides. RefSeq names its product torsin-like protein (gene Torsin). Gene Ontology annotation, biological process: cellular response to misfolded protein. Lineage: Eukaryota; Metazoa; Arthropoda; Insecta; Diptera; Culicidae. The transcript is spliced from 7 exons. The coding region runs from base 475 to 1476 and encodes 333 amino acids. Gene Ontology annotation, molecular function: ATP hydrolysis activity; ATP binding. The record is from RefSeq and is a predicted model, not a curated record.